UACUGCUCUACCGUAGUGGCUUGAAACUGUCCUAAGCGGUGAGAAAUUGUACGCGUUUUCUUUUUAGAUUCCUCCAAAAAGCUCCCUGAAAAAACGCGGAAAACACACGCGGAGCUUAAUGUUGCAGCAGAGAUAAAAGUCGGACUUCUCUUGGCAUUUAUUCGACACUCCAGCAGUAUAUUUAGUCAGUUGGUUUGACCAUCAUCUUAACCAACGAGCAUUUGAAGUCCUCACAGAGACCUGGACAUAAAACUACCUGUCCAAAGAUAAAGACUCUCACCAAGUGAUAUUUAAUGUUCGCGCUUUGUUUGAAUCGAUGCAGUUUUCCACCCUCUGUACGUUUAUUUUUAACCAUAUCAAGCCGCGUGAGGGGUAAACAGGACGCCGCAAAGUUUGAACUUGUGAAUGGUUGUCAGGAUCUUAUUUCCACAGGUGUGUUGUUCUCACUCUUGUUGUAUUGAUCUCUUCAGCGGUGUAAAGCACACCUCACAGACUCUGGUGUUAUGGUUGACAUGAUAAAGACCCGCCAAUGUCUGCUCGGUGUACGGACUUUUCUCGGCGUGACGUCCAGAAUAUGGAGCUUCUUCUUAUACAUCCUUAGGAAGCACAUCAGAACGAUAAUCCAGUAUCAAACUGUGCGAUAUGACAUUUUACCAUUGUCACCCAUUUCCAGAAACAGACUCAACACUGUGAAGAGAAAGAUCCUAGUUUUAGAUCUUGACGAGACGUUGAUACACUCGCAUCACGAUGGAGUCCUCAGACAAACAGUGCGACCUGGAACGCCACCAGAUUUCAUCCUAAAAGUGGUAAUAGACAAACACCCAGUCAGAUUCUUUGUACAUAAAAGGCCGCAUGUUGACUUCUUCUUGGAGGUGGUCAGUCAGUGGUAUGAGUUAGUAGUGUUCACUGCUAGUAUGGAGAUUUAUGGCUCUGCAGUAUCCGAUAAGCUGGACAACAACAAGGGAAUCCUGAAAAGAAGAUACUACAGACAGCAUUGUACACUGGACUCAGGUAGUUAUAUUAAAGACCUAUCUGUUGUACACGAAGACAUAUCAAGUGUAGUCAUUCUUGACAACUCGCCAGGGGCAUAUCGAAGUCAUCCAGAUAAUGCAAUACCUAUAAAGUCAUGGUUUAGUGACCCCAGUGACACAGCGCUUCUUAACUUGCUGCCCAUGCUGGAUGCACUAAGAUUCACCGCAGAUGUACGAUCCGUCCUAAGCCGAAAUCUCCACCAGCAUCGACUCUGGUGAUCAUCCGACCGAGGGCUUUCUUCAAACCCACCUUAUUUUUUCAACUGCUUCCUCAUUUGACAUCUGCCUGUCCAUUAACCCUCAACUCUGACUCGUCAUCUCCCAACAACACCCUUACUAAAGGGCAAUCCAGAAGAAGAGUCAAUUGUGAACACAAAACCAAAAGGGGGAUGGAAAAAGCAAACCUUUGGAGUCUUUGGGGGUCAACCUUUUUUUCUAGCCCCCCCUUCUACAUAAGAGUCUCUGCCUUACACUUCUAACUAUGCUGAUUAUAUGUGUGGGUUAUGAUUGUGGUAUGUGUAUGAGGAUGCCUGCUGCUUUUAUUUUUAACUAUUUUAAGAUACAAAGUGGCUGGAUACUGAAGCAAGGAAAACAGACCUUUUCACGAUUGCUCCUUCAGUCCCAGCUUUGGACAUCAUACCUCACUUCUAAAAGUGGCACAAACAGAUCUGGUAAACAGACUGGCUUGUGAAGACCAUCUGAAUUGGCCAUCGACACUUUGCACAUCUAAUAGAGUUCACGCGAAUAACAAUUGAUGACACUGAUUUCGACUGCUCUGUAGAUUUCAGUGUUAUCGUGGUCAAGUUGUAUAUGGUAUUGAGGGACUGUCUUGGAAAACAUGGGUUUUAAUGACGUAUGUAUGGUAGACCUCUCCCUAUUUGGAUGUGGGUGGAAACCAUCUUGACUUUUUUUCUUCUUAUUCUGCAGCAAAUUUUAUUCUUGCCAAUUUUCAUCUUUUGUUCUUGAUAGUAAAUUAAUUUGAAUCAUGAUUAUCAGGGAGGAUAUAGUAUAAAAUGUGCUUUUGAGAAGCUGAAUGACAGAUUUUAAGCCUUUCUGCUCUAAUUCUUCUCUACAGAUGUAUUUGGUUGAUCGAUGAAAUCCUACCACUUGGAAGCCUUUUUACAAAUGUUUUUGUUCUCUUUCCUGAUAAUGUAAUAAUGACAAGACUUGAAUUUAUAAAACUUGCACUUCAUUGUAUUGGAGAGCUGACCGAGUA
Messenger RNA from Xyrauchen texanus (razorback sucker), 2247 nucleotides. RefSeq names its product CTD nuclear envelope phosphatase 1A-like. NCBI's taxonomy places the organism in Eukaryota, Metazoa, Chordata, Actinopteri, Cypriniformes, Catostomidae. The transcript has 7 exons. The coding region runs from base 504 to 1250 and encodes 248 amino acids. Gene Ontology annotation, molecular function: protein serine/threonine phosphatase activity. The record is from RefSeq and is a predicted model, not a curated record.